This is a messenger RNA of Monodelphis domestica (gray short-tailed opossum), 15268 nucleotides long. RefSeq names its product diacylglycerol kinase iota (gene DGKI). Gene Ontology annotation, cellular component: glutamatergic synapse; plasma membrane. The record is from RefSeq and is a predicted model, not a curated record. Gene Ontology annotation, molecular function: ATP-dependent diacylglycerol kinase activity; protein binding. NCBI's taxonomy places the organism in Eukaryota, Metazoa, Chordata, Mammalia, Didelphimorphia, Didelphidae. Gene Ontology annotation, biological process: phospholipase C-activating G protein-coupled receptor signaling pathway.
GCCGCGGAUGGAUGCUGCGGGAAGGGGCUGCCAUUUGCUGCCCCAGCCAGCGGCGCGCUGACCUGCCUAUUCUCCUGCAGUCGCUGCCGCCUGGCCCUGGCCCCGUUGCUUGCAAUCACUCCAACCCAGCUCGGUCCGUGGUCCCUGGGUUCGCUGACAUGAACACUAGCUCAGGGAGCGGAGAGGAGAAAGGGGCUGCCGGCAGCAGCAGCAGCGGAAGCGGCGGCGGCGGCGGUGGCGGGAGCUGCUGCCGCGGAGCCGAGGGCGGUGUACCGGACACGCGGAGCGCAGGAGCUGGAACAGCGGCGGCGGCGGCGGCGACUGCUGCAGCAGUUGCCCUGGAGGAGCCUCAGGCAGCCGGUCUGAAAGAGAAGGAUGAGGCUCUGGAGGAGAAGCUGAGAAACUUAACUUUCCGGAAGCAGGUCUCUUACAGGAAGGCAAUCUCUCGGUCAGGCCUCCAGCAUUUGGCUCCAGUGCAUUCCCUCAGCCUACCCAUUGCCAAUGGUCCAGCGAAGGAACCCAGAGCAACACUAGACUGGAGCGAGAAUGCUGUGAAUGGAGAACACCUGUGGCUGGAGACGAAUGUCUCAGGAGACCUGUGUUACCUCGGGGAGGAAAACUGUCAAGUCAAGUUUGCAAAAUCAGCUCUCAGGAGGAAGUGUGCAGUCUGUAAAAUUGUGGUCCACACCGCCUGUAUGGAGCAGCUAGAAAAGAUUAAUUUCAGAUGCAAACCAACUUUCCGAGAAGGAGGCUCAAGAUCUCCAAGAGAAAAUUUUGUCCGUCAUCAUUGGGUACACAGACGGCGACAGGAGGGAAAAUGUAAGCAGUGUGGUAAGGGAUUCCAGCAGAAAUUCUCCUUUCAUAGUAAAGAGAUUGUGGCCAUCAGCUGUUCUUGGUGUAAGCAGGCGUUUCACAACAAGGUUACCUGCUUCAUGAUGCACCACAUUGAGGAGCCAUGUUCCCUGGGGGCUCAUGCUGCUGUCAUUGUCCCACCUACCUGGAUCAUUAAGGUGAAGAAACCUCAGAAUUCAUUAAAGGCUUCAAAUCGGAAGAAGAAGAGGACAAGCUUUAAAAGGAAAGCCAGCAAAAAAGGAACUGAACUGGAAAAUAAAGGCCGGCCAUUUGUGAUCAAACCCAUCUCCUCUCCACUCAUGAAACCGCUGCUCAUAUUUGUGAAUCCCAAGAGUGGAGGCAACCAGGGGACCAAAAUUCUCCAGAUGUUCAUGUGGUAUCUGAAUCCACGACAGGUCUUUGAUCUUUCUCAGGAAGGGCCAAGAGAUGCGCUUGAGCUGUAUAGAAAAGUGCCGAAUCUUCGAAUCCUGGCCUGUGGUGGAGAUGGAACGGUCGGUUGGAUCCUUUCCAUCCUUGAUGAACUUCAACUCAGCCCUCAGCCUCCUGUUGGGGUUCUUCCUCUGGGUACAGGGAAUGACCUGGCUCGAACUCUCAACUGGGGAGGGGGUUACACGGAUGAACCUGUUUCCAAGAUACUGUGCCAUGUGGAAGAUGGAACUAUUGUACAGCUGGAUCGAUGGAAUCUGCAUGUAGAAAGAAACCCUGAUUUACCCCCCGAAGAACUUGAAGAUGGUGUAUGCAAGCUUCCCCUAAAUGUUUUCAAUAAUUACUUCAGCCUUGGAUUUGAUGCUCAUGUUACACUGGAAUUCCAUGAAUCCCGAGAAGCAAAUCCAGAGAAAUUCAACAGUCGCUUUAGAAAUAAAAUGUUUUAUGCAGGGGCAGCCUUUUCUGACUUCCUACAGAGAAGCUCCAGGGAUUUAUCCAAACAUGUCAAGGUUGUGUGCGAUGGAACAGACCUCACCCCCAAAAUUCAGGAGCUGAAGUUCCAAUGUAUAGUGUUUUUAAAUAUACCCAGGUAUUGUGCAGGCACAAUGCCUUGGGGAAAUCCAGGAGAUCAUCUGGAUUUUGAACCUCAGCGCCAUGAUGAUGGCUAUAUUGAGGUUAUUGGGUUUACCAUGGCUUCUUUGGCUGCUCUGCAAGUUGGAGGCCAUGGAGAAAGGCUGCACCAGUGCCGGGAGGUAAUGCUAUUAACAUAUAAAUCCAUCCCCAUGCAAGUGGACGGAGAGCCCUGUAAGUUGGCCCCUGCCCUGAUUCGGAUAUCCCUGAGAAAUCAGGCCAACAUGGUGCAGAAGAGCAAGAGGAGAACAUCCAUGCCUUUACUUAAUGAUAUCCAUAAGGUGCAAACCACUGACCUGAGGAGAGUUUCUGCUCCCCCUGGCUCCUUCACCAUUCCCCACUCUGUCCCAGACCGCCUGCGGAUCCGAGUGAACAGAAUUAGUUUACAAGACUAUGAAGGCUUUCACUAUGACAAAGAAAAGCUCCGGGAAGCUUCUAUACCUCUGGGUAUUCUAGUUGUUCGAGGAGACUGCGAUUUGGAAACUUGUCGUAUGUACAUUGACCGCCUACAGGAGGACCUGCAGUCAGUUCCUUCUACUACCCAGAGAGUUCAUUACCAGGAUCAGGAAACCUCUUUCCCCAGGGCUCUUUCAGCUCAGAGACUUUCCCCCAGGUGGUGCUUCCUAGAUGCUACUUCUGCUGAUCGCUUUUAUCGAAUAGACAGAGCUCAGGAACAUUUGCACUUUGUGAUGGAAAUUUCUCAAGAUGAGAUUUUUAUCCUGGAUCCAGAUAUGGUGGUAUCGCAGCAAGCAGGGACACCACCAGGGAUGCCUGAUCUGGUGGUUGAACAAGCUUCUGGGAUGUCAGAUUGGUGGAACCCUGCACUCCGAAAACGCAUGCUGAGUGACAGUGGACUGGGAAAGAUGUCACCACACUUUGAUGUCUCUGAGAAGAAAGACUUCAGUCACUCACACAUGUUGCCGUCACCAGUAUCUUCAGAAGAUCAAGCACUUGUGCAGGCUGUCAUAGCUGGAGAUCUGAUGAAGCUCAUAGAAUGCUAUAAGAAUGGAGGCAGCCUACUAAUCCAGGGACCGGAUCACUGUUCACUCCUUCACUACGCAGCUAAAACUGGGAAUGGAGAUAUUGUGAAAUACAUCCUUGACCAUGGUCCUUCUGAGUUGCUGGAUAUGACAGACAGUGAAACGGGAGAGACAGCAUUGCAUAAGGCUGCCUGCCAGAGGAACCGGGCUGUCUGCCAACUCCUGGUGGAUGCAGGGGCAUCUCUGAGAAAGACGGAUUCCAAGGGCAAGACCCCUCAAGACAGAGCCCAGCAGGCUGGGGACCCAGAUCUAGCUUCCUACCUAGAGAGCCGUCAGAGUUACAAGAUCCUUACCCAUGAAGACCUAGAGACUGCAGUUUGACUCAGGUAGAAGGAAAAGAGAACUCUGGUGAGAAUAUCGACAAUGCCCGUUGGCAAUCCGGCAGCUCCUGUAGAAGAAACUGAUGGAAUCAAUGUGUCUAUCUUUAUCAUACAAGAUAUCUAUCUGAGGACAUGCCACCAGUUUCUAAGGGCUACUGAGAUGUACCACGGAAUACAAUGGCCCCCAGGGAAUGAGGCAGGAUCCAUGGAGGUUUGUGGAAGACAUGGUCCACAAAAUUUGAUCCUUAUUGCUUCCAGCAAGUAGCAUGAACUUCUGUGUUCACCUGUAUAAUUUACUUUAAAGUCAGAAAGGAUGUUCCUAUAAAUGGCACUGCUCCCUGUUCCCCUGCUGUGCAGAAUGUUCCCUUACAUCCACACAGACCUACUACUAUAAUCCAUCACUUGGUUUUAAAUUAAAAGGAUGUCUAUUCCCUUAAUAGUCAGGCUUCAAAGCUAAUGUGGCUUUUGGAAGGACAUUUAAGAAGUUCUGGAUGGCCCAUUAAUACACAACUCAGCUUCAGUUCCCUAUGACUAAAUUCAUCUAAAAUAUUUAGUAACUAGGGAGUGUUCUCCCUUUUUUUGCAUGGGUUCCUCUCUUACUUUUUCCAUUUUAUGGGAACUGGGAAGUACCUCAUGGAUGAUGUCAAGUGGUAUCAGAAUUGUGUCCUGCUAAAUCUCUGAGCUAUGAGGUGGCAUGGAAACAUGUGGGUUUCAUUAUGUGGUCAGUGAGCAGGGCUCUGAGGUACCAUGCUAAGGUAUCCAAUGUGGUAGAUUGGGGUUCCUGGUCUCUACCCAUGGCAAGAAAGUAAUGAUUCAGCUUGGGCUUUUUGUAUAGCUGAGUACUGCCUAUGUGUAGCCAUGUUUGCCUUCUGGUGCAAUGAAAUUGAAGGAUGGACAGAACAGAGGCAGUCAGACAGUUGAUACAGCCACCUACUUCUAAGAGCUACAAGAAAAAAGAAAGCAGACAAUCAGAAGUGGAAACUCUGGGAAUAGGGAAUGGAGUAUUGUGGAAGAAUUUAUUUCCAAACAUUUCUGAGAACAGAGAACAGACCUGUUCUGGAAAGGCUUGACAUAAAAUAGUGAAAGAUAAAAUGACAAUUUCUAAGAAGACUCAUUUAAGUAAAAUAGCAAUCAUUGGUCUUCUAACCAAUGUUACUCUAACCUACCAUCUUGGGUACAACUGUAUUAGGGAGCCUCCUCUGGCUUUUAGGGUUUGGCUUUAAUCACUUCAUUUCAAACAAUGUCCCAACAGUGAGAAAAUCCAGAGCCUCUGCACCAUUUAUUUCUCUUCUACUUAGAUAAUUUGGCAAUAUCCAAGGGUUUUUUUUCUGUUUGUAUUUUUACAAUUGACUACAUCUACCACACUGCAUGUCAGGUACCAAAGUUACACUUUAACUAUCUUGGCUCAAUUUUGGAACUAUUAACAACCUAAUUUUCCAUGGAAAAAGAAGUAUUUAUAUCCUCUUUUCUUCUUUCUCUAUCCCACAACCUAUAAUUGGAGAGAUCUUAGGAAGAAAGUGCAUGACAGUUUUGCUUUCAUCAGUGGAGUAUGGCUGUUCCAUCUUUACCACCUCAGCUCAUGUGAUUCUUGUGUGCACAGUUCUCUGUGGGUUUGUAUUAACUAGGAUCUUAGUGCUGAUUGGAGCACAGGAAAAAACCUCUGGCUUUGGGACAAAUGUUCUUGGCUUUGCUUCUGCAGAAGUUGCAAAGAUGGAAUGUUUAUAGUUCCUCUACUGGCUGUGCAAAGUCUUUCCUACUGCCUAGAAGUGACCCUGUCUUAGUCUCCAUCCCAUCCCCUCUCAUUGGACAUGAAUAAAGUGUUUUCCUAGUGUUUCUGCAUGUGAACUUAAAUUUUUGACUUUCUAUUUUUAAUUUAUAGGUCCAGUUGUGAUGCACUGAUCUUCUGCUUAUUUGUAUCACAUUGUGAUGAUGAUGAUAUAUAUAUAUCAAGGAUUUUAAGUACAGAUUAGAUACAGUAUAUAAAAUAGAGGUUAUCCCAAAUUAUUUAGGGAUUCUGUCCACUGUUAUAUAAACCCCAAUCAUUUCUAGUUGCAUCACUGACAUUAUUUCAAUUGAGAGAGAAAAAGGCAGAUUAAGAUGAUCUAUUUCUAUAUAAUCAACCUUCAGAAAAUGAAGUAUCCAUUCAAUUUCUCCUGGGAAGAGGUGAAUGGGAGAGUGUAGUAGAUUAUUUCCAGAAACUAGAGAAAUAGAUUCCAGAAGAAUUUAAUUCCUGGUGCUUCUCUAUUGUAAACAUUUCAAUGAGUAAACCUAUCAUGAAGAGGCUGUGGUGAAAAAUUCAAUCCAGUCAUAAGGCCAUAUUUUAAUCUGGCUUUAAAAGAUGCACUUGACAGUUCAGUUGUUCCUAGAGAUAGAAGUGUUGUGUUUGUGUGUGUGCAUGUAUGUGUGUGUGUGUGUGUGUAGGUCUGUGGUAAUCAGACAACCUUCAUUUAUGAUCCCGAGGGCCUUGAAAUUUUCAUUGAGGUACCCAAAUAGCUCCUAUGUAAGGAAAAGGUACAAGUAACAACAGGCUAUUGACAACAACCCCAAUUGUAGAAGGAAUGAAAUUACUGUUAUAAAGACUGGAAGAACUGUUGACUGUAGGGAGGCCCUGGGGGCAUUUUAGAAACUGUUCUCUAUGCAAAAAAAAGGCCCUACUUAUCUAUCUUAUAUUUGAGGGAGUAUAAGAUCAGGAUUUCUUUUCCCCCCAAAAUUUCCAAACAUACAUGCAAGAAAGCUCCGGUUUUAAUAUGAGCAUAUCAUAGAAUUAACCUUCAGGAGCAUGCUUUGGUUCAUUUCAUUGGUAGAAGUUCUGUAUUGGGAACUGUGACUGCCAUUAUAAAUUGGCACCUUUUCCGCAAUAUGUAAUCUUAGAUAGAGGCAUAUUGUUGAGGUGUUAAAACACUUGUCCAGAAUUGCACAGACAGUAUGUAUCAGAGUCUGACAUUGAAUUCAGGUUUUCUUGACUCCAAAGCCAUCUCUUGACUACACCAUGCUGUCUCUAACCUUUUGUAACAUUUGUUUGUUUGGACAAAUAGGCAUGGCACAGUACCAGAUCCUCUAUCCAUCAAAUGUUAAGAUUCGAGAGCUUACCACUCACUGUUUAAGCAUCAACUUUGUCUAGGUUGGGAUAUGAACCAAGUGAAUGAGCAAAAUAAACUGCACUUCCCUGGAAAUGCAUUUAAAGCUUCAUUUAAAAGACAGAACUAUGAAAAUGACUUUCGCCCAGAAACACAGAGACAAGUCUAUAGGACAGCUACAUAUGUUGGUGAUGUCCCUUUGUGGUUUUUCCUUCUAAGAGUCUUUCCUGUGGUGGCCCUCAUCAGCUCCUAAGUUCCAUUUUUAGCUUGGACUGAUGGAGAAUUGAGAAAUAGGCUGCUUUUGUUCAAACCCAACUUUAUAUAACCUUGAAGUGAUGUUAGUUAUUUUUACAGCUUUUUGUUCCAGUAUUGCACAUUUAAGAAAUAGAACCCAAUGACACUGUGCUUUUUCACAUCUCUGGGGACAUGAUAAAGGCCAGAGCUGAGUGAGUAGGGAGACAAGCAGGAAAUAGAUACAACAAGCAGAGAAUUUCCAACUGAAAGUUGUAUUUACCUACAUAAUGGAUGAAAAGCCUCAAGCAAAAGCCAGCCUUCAAGCUGCUAACUUAACUGGCCACACUGGAGCAAAUUGAAAGUAUCAUUGCUUUAAAACUUUGCCUGAUAACUAGGUUUAGUGCUGAGCCAAAUCUGCUUGUGUUAUGAGAACUUUAACAUGUUAUUUGGACCUGGAAAGGCUAGCUUUGCCUACAGCAUUUCUGUAGCAGUAUUCACUAGAAGCCUUGCAAUACCCAUAUCUGGGGACAUAUGGGAUUUCAGCUGGUACUAAUUUAGAAAAUAAAUGAAAAGUUCAUAAUCAAGCCAAGAUGUUACUAGUGGUGGAUGGCAUUGCCUUGGUUAUGGUCUCAAAGCCAAAUAGCUAAGCUUCUAAUACGUGUGGCUGAAUCAGACUUGCAUACUUUUCCACUCAGUUGUGGCAUUUUAAAUAGAUAUAAAAAUAACUAAUUAUUGCCAUCAUCUAGAACCAUAUAUAGCAUCAUCUAUAUUUAAAUAGAAUAUUAAAAAUUUAGAGCAAGAUAUAGGGAAACAGAAAUACUCAAGUACAAGUUGAUACCUUUCUUGCUAUGCACUGAUUGUUCUGUAUUGCAGUUUAAUCCAAUCUUCAUCUUCCUCAAGCCUGAGCACAACCAAAUCACCCUGAAUCUCUACUUGAAUUUAGAAGUACUUAGGGGUUGUGAACAGCUCGAGCACCCUUAGCUAACUAAUUUUUCUCUGCUUCAAACCUCUUUUCAGGUGAUUUCCCUUCAGUGUUUGAUCUGUCUUCUGUGAGAAUCCCAAAUAGUUGCUUACAAUUUCACAUUUAGAGUCAUGUCUCUUCAUUUCAGCCAAAAUUCUUCAUACUCUUUAAGGGAGGGACAGGUCUCACUGACCUUUGUGAUAUUCUUGGUGAGAUAGAAUGUGCUUGUUAAGCUCUCUUACAUCUUAUCUUAUCCCAUAAUAAAACAGAAAGAUAUCAAAGCUUUAGGAUCCCAUGAUCUUUCUUUCCUCAUUACCAGUUUCUCUAUCACCCAUCUCCUGAGUCUAGUUGCCUGCUCUCAUCAAUCAUUUAUCAAAGUAUACUUUACCAAUAAAUAGAUGACUAAAUUAUCCCAUGAAAACUAUCAUUUACAAAAUCCGAUUUUUCUCAGUCCUCUUAUGCAUGUUACUCUGCUGAACCACGUAAGUUACUAACCAGCUCAGAAUAUAUAUUUUAAAAGCAUAUUUAAAAUAAACACAAUUUCCUAGAGAUAUUUUUCCUUAUAAGUUACAUCAGUACUUUAAUGUCCAAUCAGUUAUCAAUCAACAAAGAUAUGUUGAGUGUCUAUGUGCCAGGCACAAGUUCAAGUGUCAUUUAUCUACAUAUUGUCUUUAGCUAAAUGAAAGCAGUUGUUUUCAGUAUCAAUUACAUUUCACACAAAGGCUUAAUCUGGAUGACUACCUGAUUUGUCAAUAAUAAUCUUUAAUUGUAGCCAGAGCUUCCAAAGAAAACUCAGAGGGAAUAAGGACAGUUUCUUUAACAACAACAAAACAACAAACAACUUCUCAUUCUUCUUACUCCUUAAGUAAGAUAAUCCCCUUUGCUUUAAGAAGAAGAUUGGCUACCAUGUAAUGAAUAUUUUGAGCUAUAAUUAUUAAUUAAAUUAAAAACCACAUCUAACUCUGCCCUUAGAAAUCCCUGUGAUAUUACUAAAUGCUUAUUGAAUUUAAUUGAAUCUCCUCUAACCCCAGAUUAAAUCCAACUCAAGCUGAACUAAUCAACUUGUAAUUGCCAAAUGUCUAAUAUUUAUUAUACCACCAUACCUAGAUACUUCCAGUGAACCAGGAAAAAGUAGAAGUUCUAGUCCCUCUUUCCAUGAGAGAGUUGGGGAGAUUUGACCACACGUAUAAAGAUUCGCUGUUACAAUUAUCAUUGGACAAACAAAGGUUUUCUUGAAGAUGUAGCAUUAUAAUUCCCAACAGCAGUUAAUGAUGAUCAUAUGUCUUUCCUCAAAAUACUUCUGUGGAGCAUAGUAUAACUGAAACUGGGUGCCAUCUGUCAUCAUGUCAUCACCAUAAUACUUCUCUCCCAGGCAACAGCCAUCCUUCUAGCAAGAGUGCACCCUCAAUGAAACUAUCCUUCAAGCUAUACCCUUCUAUGUCUUUCAGGUCACAAUGCUCCUCUCUCUAUACCCUCUUUUCCCCCUAGUAUGUCUGAGGGGAGACUUGAACUCAACUCUUCUUGGUAGCUUUUUAUUCAGUACACCUCACUACCUCUCUAUGAUUGCUAUACAUACUACAAAUGACAAGAGGAGGACAUAACCACAAAGAAUGUAGUAGUCACUGAAAGGAGUGGUCAUUGUACAGUUUCUUAAAGGAUUUGGAUAAGUGAUAUAGAACUAAAAUACUUUAUGGUCUUUGAUACUAAACAAAGAGUAGAACUGACAAGUUAUGAAAUAGGGAGCUCUUGAAUGCUUCUGUGAAAUAAAUCAAGAGAGGUAGACAGGAAUGGGAAAUUAUUCAUACUGGAAACCAUAUAGAACUAAAACAAAGAGAUAAUGAAAUCCUGGGCUGAGGAAGUAGCAUUGAAAAUGGAGAGGAAAAAAUGGAUAUAAGAUAUAUUUCAUUGAAAAAAAUGGAAACCCCAGCAGUAUUCAUGGACAAAUCUUAAGAAGAUGGAGAAAAUAAUGAGUCAAAGAUGCUUGUCUAAGGAUUUAAGCUUAGGUCCCUAUGAUUCUAGUUCCCUCUCAUUCUGUGUCUGUGCACGUGUGCAUGUGUGUAUGUGUGUGUGUGUGUGUGUGUGUGUGUGUGAGAGAGAGAGAGAGAGAGAGAGAGAGAGAGAGAGAGAGAAAGAGAAAGAGAGAGAAAGAGAGAGAGAGGGGUGGGGAGGGGUGGGGCAGAAAGAAAGAGAAACUAAGGAGCAAAUGUUAGUAGAUAACCACAAUCAGAACAUGAAGAGAAAGGAAUAAUACAGAAGAAAAUAGAAUGGUAAACAGAGAAAUAGCAAGAGAAUAAGGAAUAGGAAAGAGGAGGAGGAGGAGGAGGAUAUUCAUUAGAAAUGUCAAAGAAAAUGAGUGUGAAUUCUACUUAUAUUAUAAAAAUCAUCCUAUCAUACCUUAAAACUUGAAUAAUUACCUCCUUCACCAAGCAUUCACACAAACUGCAAAUGUGUUAUUAUUAUUUUUGAACCUCUGAGAGAUCUGUGAUCUCUUUAGUGCAAGCAUUCUCUCCAGUGGUAGAAAUUAUGAUUUAUACACAUCCACUUAUGCUGUGUGAUUUUCAUCCAUCUCUAAUGUUAUUCUAUAACUUCUCCAGAUAGAGCCCACUUAUGUUGGAAGUGUUCCAUUGGCUCUUUUAUUUCAUUAUGUUUAUCAUAUUAUGGGAAGGAAGCCCUGAAAUCCAUUGGAAGUUGGAAGGUUUCUUAAAUUUCCUAAAUGUAUUUUUAAAAAUAGACUAAAAUUGAAUAAAUAUUUCUUCUAGAAUUGACAUCUCCACCACUGGAAGAAGAUCAAGCAUUGAGAAUACUAACAGCUGUUUUGCUGAAUGCAUUAUUCCCCUUCUGCCUUGAUUCACUACAUAAGAAACUGGGUUUCAUAGGAUUGAAAACUAUUUUUAAUGUCUAUUUCAUAUAUUACUAUGGUCAAUAAAUGAACUAUCCACUGCCCAACUCCUUGUUUAUGAGAUACUAUACUCUUAGGAAGAUUGUUCAUUAGAUAAGCAAGAUAUUUUAAUUAAUCUUUUAAAGACUUUCCAGCUUCAUAUGAACUGCUAGUCCCAGGGAUUACUUAACAUUGCAGGUCAAGUAGAUGUCUGCUAUCUCUUUGUCUGUCUGUCUGUCUGUCUGUCUGUCUGUCUAUCUAUCUAUCCACCUACCUACCUACCUACCUACCUACCUACCUACCUACCUACCUCCCUACCUCCCUACCUCCCUACCUCCCUAUUCCUGAUGGUAAGGCAAGAAUGCCCUGCUUUCUUGGUGGCUGAAACAUAAGUAGUUUUACAAAUAUAAAUUUUAAAGUUUUCACUCAUCAACCUGUUAUUUUAAAAAGAAAGAAUGGCCUGUAUCUGAUAUUAUCCUCACUGGAAAGAGGAUUGUAGAGCCAUAUUUUUCAUAAUCAAGGAAAGGAGUUCCAAAAACAGUAGAUAUUUGAUGAUUUGAUUGUCAGGAAUAAUGUAUAGGGAAUUCCUCUUCAGGCAUAGGUUUGAUGACCUCUGAGGAUAAAUUCCAACUCUCAGAUACCUGAGUUCUUUAAAAGCAAUUCUUGUGUGAUCAGAUUGUCUUUGUUUCCCUAAGAGACAAUCCAGUUCUCCACACAUUUAAAAAUUCAGUUAAUGGAGAAGGUAUUAUCUUUUUCUUUAGAGAAAAUUGACUGGGGACAGGGAACAAGAAAUUUUAUUUCAACUCUUCAUCUUAAUAUAUUUUGUAAGAGCCUGAUGGACUUUAAAGGUAAUCCAAUCCAAACAACUUCUAAUCAAGAUAAGGAAAAUGAGGUACACUUACAUUUGGUGAAUCAUCUAAAGUCAUUAGCUAGUUGGAGAGUUAGAACUUGAACUCUCAUCUCUUAAUGAUUAAACCAAAACGACACCAAGUUGAUUUGAUGUUGAUGUUUCUUAUCAAUUUUAUGUUGUUUAUAGAAUAAUUCAUCUCAAAAUAGGAAUUUAAAAGGCCAUAUUUUGACUUCAAUUAUCUUUAGCAUAUGGAAAGGGGUUAGUGCCUUUUUGAAAUUGUUCUCCACUUUUUUGUAUGUACACACAUCAUUCAUGGAGACCAUUUAGCUUUAACCUUUUAAAUCUUCCAUAUUAUAAGAAGGAUGUCCUGAAACCCAGGAGAAAAGGAAAGGAUCCUGAAAAUUGCUCAUUGUACUUUGUAAAAAAUGGCCCAAGAAUGAACUAAAUACUGCUGCUUACAUUGUAUUAUGGGAUGUCCACUCAUACAUGUCUUUGCAAAGCCAGAGAUACAUGUGCAUUGCUCUCUUUCAAUGAUGGAAAUUCCUCGCUUUAUUUUCAGUCUUAAAUUUAAACUUAAUAUGUAAAUAUACAUGAAGUGGUAGAAAAAAUUCAACCUGAAAGGAAUUUGGGGCCAAAAAAUGUAAAUGUGAAAUGGAAAACGCAUUGUAACAUAUGCCAGCAUCAGUCAACAACAAUUCAAUCCAAAUAAAAUCUGAGCAACAGAAACAUACCAUAAAAGGAGAUAUUCCCAUCAAUGCAUUGGUUCAAUCCACAUUUUGUUUUCUCUGAAUAUAAAAGGAUAAAGGAUAGGUACUGGACCUAUGAUUUCAUUGCUUCAGGGUUCUAAAUGCUAUUUACCAAUGUAGGACAGCAUCUUCUCUGCAUUUUCUAGUUCUGUAGAGUUGCCUUUAGAAGUGACAUCAAACACAUAGAAAUUGGGCUACCAAAUGGUACCUAAGGAUUUAUGUAUGUUGUGUGAUGACUUAUAAUGUUAACACAUUGACAUUAUCUGUGUUCUAGUGUUCUUAAAUUAAUUUUGUCAAAUAUUCCCCAAUUAUAUUUUUAUCUGGUCCAGGUCACACUGGACUUGUCUCCAAUGUUCUAUAUGUGAUACCUCUAGCAUAGAGCAAUGGGGGGUUAAGUUAUUUAUUUAGGAGCAUAUCUCCAAAUAUGUCAGAAACAUGGAUCAAAGACAGGACUUCCUGACUUCAAAGCCAACCUUCUAACCACUAAGCCACAUUUCAUACCUCUUACAAGUCUGAAAUAUCUUCUAUAAUGAUCCACAUUCUUAGUUCUAGAGAGCAUGUAUAGCACUGUAACCAUCUACUUAACGAUUCUCAGGAAUUUUUUAGACAUUGGCUGAGUGUUAUUAUGAGAUGAACUACUUCUCUAUUUGUGGUUAAUAAAUUUUUUUGCAUUAGGAUAUUACUUGCCCAAGAUUCCAUGAAUAACUGGUUAAAGCUGAGCAAGAUGGUAGAAUUACUUCUUGUGGAUCAAGGUUACUUACUCUCUGAACAAGAAUAUGUGUCAUCAAAGAUGGAAUGAGAAAGCCAUAUACAAGACACUAAACAAGAGUGCAGGGCAAGAGAUGAUUAAAAUUUUAAUUUGAUUUAUUGAAUCUUCAGCUAGCUCAUAUACUAAAACUCAUCACCUUCACAGGUUUUAGAUUCUCCAUUAGUCCUUUUGGUUAGUUAUUCAUAUCCUGAUCCAUCUCAAAUUGCUGAAGCAAUUAGUUUUUUUUUCCCCUUCCUUAAUGCCACAAAUGUGGAAAGCCACAGGGAUGGUUUUCUUUCUUUUCUUGCUACUCCUAAAGCUCUGAAGCUUGUGCUUUUAUUCACGCCACUAUUUCCCCUAUCCAAUGCAUUUUGCCAAGAAAGCAAACACAAUAUUUCUAGAAAUUAUAACUUUCUGACCACAGAAUUGUCUGCCUUUUGUGAGACACUGAGUUCCUUUGCAAUUACAAAAAGGGGCUAAAUGACCAUUCAAAGAGAUGCUAUAAUUUUUGUUGGACUAGAGGAGAAGAUCCCUUUCACAGCUAUCAAAUUAAAAAUUCUAUGAUUUUAGAAAGGUUUAGAAUUCCAUGAUGAUUUUUUACUUAUACUGCAAGAAUGUAUGAUUUUACUUAUGUGAGCAAUCCUCUCUCUAACACAGAUUUGCUGCCCUUCUAUGCCUUAAUAGACUAUCUUUAUGAGUUUUCAUAACCAGAAACAUUUUUCUGAAAACAAACCUCCUAUAUGUGAUGAUGAAACAUUAGAAUAGAAUUUUAGAGGAGGAGAUAAUGAUGGUAACAAAGUUUUUAGUGCCUAGAAUUUUAGAACUAGAAGAUAUUUCAGAAAUCAUCUAGUCCAUCUCUCAUUUUAUGGGCUAGUAAUUAAAGGCUCAGAGAGAUGAAGACAUUGCUCAAAGGUCUGACAGAUAGUUAAUAAAGUAACUGAUAUUAGAAUUUAGUGACCCUGAACUCCCAUGUAAAGUGAUAAAAGUAUAAGAUUACAAUUAUUUCAGUUCCACUAAAUAUUUCACCAAAUGUCCAGAAAAAACAUUUCACAGGAUCCACAAAACUUGAAUUGAUUCUCUCAUCAUAUAGCGACUCUAUCUAGAUAUUUUCCAAUGCCACUCAUUUCUACUCCUAGCCAUUAAUUCAAUCCUCUACUCUUUAUACUUUGAUAUAAAUCAUAACAUUUGAAAAGGUAGUCAUUGAUGCAAAGCCUGAAAGGGGAAAAAGAGAAAUUACAACUGCAUCACCAAUGUCUACGGUUCAAUACUUUGGGGAUGCUGGAGGAGAUGGUAAGAAGGUUAAAGCAAUUAAAGACAUCAGAAGAGUGGGAAUAGAAAAGAACUUUACCUCCCCUACCUUCUUGCCUACUCCAUCAAUUUUGUUUAUGCCAUCCAUACACUCACCCACAUAUAUUACACAGGCACUAUAAUCAACAAUUUCAGAUUCUUAUGGAGUCUAAGCUCAAAAUCACAUAGAAAGGAAGUUGAGUCUAACAUAUUUCUCAUUAUCCCUCUGCCUGGUUUGCCUUAGUCCACAAGCAGAUGCUCACUUAUUUACCAGAGCUAACAUUGAAUCAUGUUGCUCAUAGAACUCAUCAAUGCAGCUCUGGGUAAUUUCCUAGGAAAGAGAGUCUCUGUUAAUAAUACAGCUCCACAACAUUGCCUCAUGUUGUACAGUUCCUGGAAUGUGGAACUGAAUUUUGAUCAUGAGAUUAAUGCAAGUCCAAAUUCAAGUUAAAGAAGGCAAUCUUAAAGCUCAAGUAAGAAUGCAAGGAACAAGGAGAAAUUGAGAAUUUGAAUAAUACAUGAAUGAAGAUAAGGCCAUAACCAAGCAAAGUCUUUAUUUAUUUAUUUAUUUUUUUGCUAUUCUCGUUGUCUUUGUCUCUUUUUCUCUCCUCUUUAAGAAAAGAGGGACACAGAAAGAUAUUGGGCCCCUCAAAAAAGAUAUGUUGAAUUUGAUUGUCUGUGAAUAAAAUUUUAUGGCCAUCUAAAAUUCUCAGGCUUUUUUUCAACAACUUCAUUCUGAAAGAGUACAUCUGUAUCAGACAUUGCAAUGAUAUCUAUACAGGGCUCUUUCAUGUUUUCUGAUCCUACUGUCUCACCCCCUUUUAGUCAUGUCAUUACAAGGCUGCCAGCUGGUAGGUAGAAUCCAAAGAAGGUAGCAAGGAAGGAAUAACCUAUUCCAGAACAAAAGCAAGCAAACAAACAAGCCUCUCCAAGAAUUUAUGAAAACUGCAAGAGAGAAAGGGGAUGGGAUAAAGCAGGUGAAGGAGAGUGGAUUUUUUUUUUGUAUCAGAGUCAUAAACUAUUUUCUUCCCUAAUUUUAUUGCAUUUCCUCUUUAUACAAAGUAUCUUGAUCACUGUGUUGAUGAACAAAGGUUUUAAAUUUAACUCGAUUGGGGGACUGAAUAAUCUCUAAACAAGGAAACAACUGGCUCUCGUUCCUUUUGGAAACUUGUGUAUUGUGACUUGUGGAAAUGUAUAAAAUAAAAAUGAAACACAACUA